This is a messenger RNA of Daldinia vernicosa, 437 nucleotides long. RefSeq lists its product as uncharacterized. The record is from RefSeq and is a predicted model, not a curated record. Lineage: Eukaryota; Fungi; Ascomycota; Sordariomycetes; Xylariales; Hypoxylaceae. The transcript is spliced from 2 exons. The coding region runs from base 112 to 375 and encodes 87 amino acids.
CACAGACUCACUAAGCUCCAUCGUCACCAUCAACGCAAAGUAUUAUAUCUGCUUAGCGUUUAUACUUCUACGUACUUUACUACGUACUUUAUUAUCAACAAUUAUACCAAGAUGUCUUCCAACAACAACACCCAGAACAUUGCCCAGAAGGUCCGCAGCAGCCAGCCCCAGAUGUUCCUAUCCCUGGCUCCCACGACCUCUGCCUCGUACCCCACUGCCCAGAGCAUCAAGCCCGCUACUCACGCCCGCCGCAGCUCCAGCCAGAGCAGCGUCGGAAGCGUGAACAGCCUGCGCUUCCUGAAGCUGGGCCCCGUCCACUACGGCGAGCACCCCGGCGAGCACAAGGAAGACUACCACGAGGUCGCCGUCGAGUAAACGGGUUCGCCUCGAGGAAACUUUUCUUGUUCUGUUCCAUCACUGUUUUCGGUUUUCCCCGC